UUCAUGCAGCGAAGCUUCGCUGGCGAUGACCCCCUACUCCGCCGACAACGAAGCCAGCGUUCAAACGCUCUUCGCUCAAGCCCCGUAUCCUUUUCAUGGAGCGAAGUUUCGCUGGCGAAGCUAUCCCCACUACUGUGCCGCGAAUAAGAAGUCGAAUAAGGAGUCGUUGAAAACAUUGAAGCCUGAUUUAUAAUGGCCGUAACCGUUCAUACUAAUACGGCAAGUUAGUAUGAACGAAAGCAUUAAAAUCCUAUGGUUGAACUUUACCGGCACCGACAUAAGUUAACGGUUACGGCCAUUAUAAAUCAGGCUUGACUAAAAAGUGUGGUUAUAGCUACUAAAUAUAAAGUAAAAUAUUUUCACUUGUUCGUGUAUGAAACCUCGACACAUUAAAAAAGAUAAAAAUGGAUGAUCAAUACGUGCAGGAAUUUAAAUAUAUAAUUACAAUUGCUACGGCUCAAGAAAUAAAAAGACGACGUAUAGCCGCAGCAGCUGCUGUGAUACAUUCUGUACAGAAUAAAAAACGGCAAUAUGCGAAGAAAAAAUAUUGGGUAGCACCCAUUUUUCAAAGUCGAAAAGAACACAGUUUUUAUUUUGCUUCAGUUCCAAAAUUGAAAUUGGAAGACCUUCGCUUUCGCAACUAUUUUAGAAUGAGCACAACUCAGUUUGAAGAAUUAUUAAUACAAAUUCUUGCUCCAAAAUUGCAGAAGCAAAAUGUUAUUCGGGAAAUCAUCUCCCCAUCCGAACGCUUAGCACUGACAUUGAGGUACUUAGCAUCCGGUGAUUCCAUGAUUUCGAUGUCGUAUCAGUACCUUGUGGGAGUUACAACAGUUAGCAAUAUCAUUCAAGAAACAUGUACACUAAUUUGGGACAGUUUGCAGCCUUCAGUUCUAUCUGGCCAAAUAGAAGAAAAAGACUGGAUAGAUAUAGCCAACGAUUUUGAAAAAUGGAAUUUUCCACACUGCAUUGGAGCCAUCGAUGGCAAGCACGUUAUCAUCCAAUGUCCCAAUAACGCUGGAUCAACGUACUUCAAUUAUAAGCAUACGCAUAGUAUAGUUUUGAUGGCCAUCUGUGAUUCGAAUUACAUCGUCCGUUUCGUAGAUAUCGGAGCAUACGGACGACGCAGCGAUGGAGGUAUAUUUAAAGACAGCACCAUAGGAAAAGCCUUUGACAAAGGUGACAUGAAUGUUCCGCAGCCGACUGCUAUUUCAAAUAGUUUUGUUCUACCAUAUUGUAUUGUGGGAGACGAAGCUUUUCCUUUGAAGCCAUAUUUGCUUCGUCCAUACCCAGGCAGAGGUCUGACAAUGGAACAAGCUGUCUUUAAUUACCGUUUAAGCCGAGUACGAAGGUUAAUCGAAAAUACCUUUGGUAUACUCGUCAGCCAGUGGCGAGUAUUCAGAAAACCAAUUAUCGCUAAUCCUGAAACUGCUGUGGAAAUAGUAAAGGCAACCGUAUGCUUGCAUAAUUGGCUUCGGAUAAAUGACAUAAAUGUUAACGAAUACGUACCUAUCGGUAUGGUUGACUUCGAUAAUCCAAGCACUCCAAGUGGAUUCAAUGUAGGAUCUUGGAGAAAUAUUAUGGAAGAUGGCUGUGCUUUCAAAGAUUCUGGAAACUGUAGCAGUAAUAUGAGUGCCCGAGAAUGUGUCAAUAUUCGCAAUGAAUUUUGUUGCUAUUUUAAUAAUGAAGGAGCAGUGCCAUGGCAGUACAAUCAUGGAAGUUAA
Molecule: messenger RNA, 1721 nt
Organism: Trachymyrmex cornetzi
Lineage: Eukaryota; Metazoa; Arthropoda; Insecta; Hymenoptera; Formicidae
Exons: 4
Coding region: 405-1721 (438 amino acids)
Source: RefSeq, a predicted model, not a curated record